CCCAAAUACGAAGUAGUAAAGUACGGUUUGGUUGAAACUUCUACUUGUCCGCGAACUGAUCCACACGCCUAACCCAGCGGAAGUUCUCGGUUCUUGUCUCAUCGCUAUGUGUAGACGAGCGGUGUCUCCGUUGGUCGGAAUCACAAUAUUGGUUCCUCUCGUUGCUUUCAUCUUCAGAUUCUACCACAAACCCCUCUUCCCCAAUCAGAGAUUGUUCACAGUUGAAGAGUUGGCAUUGUACAAUGGAACUGACGUUGGUAAACCCAUUCUCUUGGGAAUACUCGGGUCCGUGUUUGAUGUAACGAAAGGGAAAUCGCAUUAUGGAGGGGGAGGGGGCUACCACCAUUUUUCAGGAAGAGAUGCUUCCCGCGCAUUUGUUUCAGGGAACUUUACAGGUGAUGGACUCACAGACUCACUGCAUGGUUUAUCCAGCACUGAGGUGAAAAGUGUUGUUGAAUGGAGAGACUUCUACUUCAGAACCUACAUAUUUGUUGGUAAGCUAGUUGGUCGCUACUAUGAUAGCCAAGGGAAUGCCACAAAAUAUUUGAAAGGGGUUGAAGCAAAGGCGGCUAGAGGUGCACAGCUUUUGGAAAAACAGAAGAAGGAAGAAGCCAAGCAACCUAGUUGCAAUUCAAGGUGGAGUCAGGGAGAAGGCGGAGAGGUUUGGUGCGAGGACGGCUUCCCAAGAUUAGUUCAGCGACCUUUAGAAAUCGCUCUGACUGGGAAAAUGAGUAAGCGAUGUGCUUGCUUCAGGGAAGAACAGCUAGACCAGCCUGGGCUAGAAGUCUAUGCAGGUUGUGAAUAUCUUGCCCAGACGUGUCGUGUCUGAAUCAUGCCAGUGUAGAGCAGGUAGAAAAAUAGCAAUGUGGGAAACACGGAACAAGAAAUUGAUAUGUAUAUCUAUAUCAAUGAUGUCGUGUUUGAAUCAUUCUGUACAUUAAUUAUGAACAGUUCUUGAUUUGAUUGUUAUGGAUCCUCAAUUUUGUGAA
Molecule: messenger RNA, 989 nt
Organism: Tripterygium wilfordii
Lineage: Eukaryota; Viridiplantae; Streptophyta; Magnoliopsida; Celastrales; Celastraceae
Product: membrane-associated progesterone-binding protein 4
Exons: 8
Coding region: 107-829 (240 amino acids)
Cellular component (GO): endomembrane system; membrane
Source: RefSeq, a predicted model, not a curated record